CACCCAAUGAAAAUUAAGCACGUGAAAAUUUUCCGAACGUAAACAUUUGGAUAAAAUGAAGCGUAAGAAGGCUAAUCAAAAUGCUGUUCCUAGUGGAGAUGAGGAGGAUAACGUAAAAAAGAAAAGAGAUGAGACAGAGUUUAACGAAAUCGAAUUCAAGAUGCUUAUGAAAGAGCCACACACAAAAAUGAAAGGUAUUGAGCAAUUCAUAGAGCAGGCCAGAGCAUAUGGUACAACGACAGAGACAGACAUAGUUCACAAUUAUUGUAGGGGCUCAAUGGAGUGUACGGAGAUCAUGUCAUGCAUGACAGAUACAAAGAGAAAACCAACUGAGUUGAGUGCCAUAUUCCAAGCUCUGGAAUGUAUCCUGCUACGUAUUGCUGAUGAUCUGCAGAAGUUCAAGAUAGUAGGAGAAAAUAUUGUGAAAAAGAUGCUGACCUCCAAUAUGAACCAGAUAUACUUCUUGCUUGCGAUGCGUAACAAAUCAGGACAGAUAAAGUCUGCACUGAAGCUUCUGUCGGCCAUGGUAUCCCAGAGUGCAGAGAUGGCACGUCAAGUACAGACGCAAUUUGACUUUUCAUGCAGAAACCUUCCACCCUUGUUAAACAGACGAGACACCAAGGACCCAAGAGAUGUGAGAACCUGUUAUCUUCAUUUUAUGAUGUCUUUCCUUGUAACUGGAGACAAGGGGACAAUCAGUGCUAUUGUUGACUCAAAGGGCUUUCUCAAUGGCUUGUUCCCAGGGCUGAAGUCAGACAAGGCCUUCACUAUACAAUUGGUCUUGAAUACACUGUUGGAAAAGGUGGUAAGAAACCCUGGUAUUUCCAAGACAUCCAAGAUCAGACUUUUCAAUGAUUUCACUCUGAAACAAGUUGCUCUGUUGUAUGAAUGGAAAGGUCAGGGAAAGAAUAUCAAAGAGAAUGAGUCUGAGACACCUGCAGUGGACCUUAACAGACCACCCGCUAGUAGUGCUGAAAUAGAUGCUGUUCUACAAACUGUGCAGGAAUUCAUGAUGGAAGUUUGCUGCUCCGUGAAUUAUGGAAUCAACUUUCACGACAGGACAAUUGGUACAUCUGGAAAAAACAUGAAUCAUAUCCUUACAAAUCUUAUGAACUCACUGAGUAAACCGUACGAUCAUGACCUCACCAGACAGUUGAUAGUGAACAUACUACGCCAGUGUCCAGACCAAAUUGGCCAGUACCUACCUACGUUUCAGUACUCUCUGUCUCCUAGGGUCUCACCUAAAUGGUUGGCAGCCAUGCACUUUUUAAGUGAGAUCUACUCAGUUCAGACACCAGAGACAUUACAGUUUAGUGAGAACACACCAACAACAAAGAUGGUUGCCAUGACAAUGACACUUCUAGCCCCACUACCAUUAAUCAGCUAUCCCAUAAUGCAAUCUGUCAAGAAACCUGAGCAGUUUAUUAGGCAUACAGUUGUUGAGUUCACUCAGAAGAUACUGCUGAAAGUGAAGACAUUCAUUGGUCAUCUCCAUAGUGACAAAUUCAAGUCAAAGCAUGCAUGGCUGACAAAGAAACACCACACAGAAUACAUACAGUCUUUACAGGAAUCUCUGAUAAAGACACUACCAGAUUUGAAGAGUCUUUGGAGCUGCUGGCUCCUUUGUGAUAAACCAGCCAAUGAGGAUCCAGCAGAAACGGAUAUAGCCAAUGAAAAAUCAGUAAAACUUGAAGCAACCAAUGAAAAGACAGAUGACAAUAAAUCCACCAAUGAGAUUGCACCAAAAGAUAACACAGUGCCACCUAUUGAGACAUCUAGUAAGGCUGUAUUGACUAUUGAUGUCCUGUCACAUGCCAAACUAGUUCUUGAAACCCUCGGUAUUUACGUCGACACUUUCCCAGAAUCCUCUCUUGAUGAUGUCAUAGAUGUUCCCAAACUUCUUGAAGAUGUAGAAUCAAUUUCACGUUCAUCUAGACUAUCUUCUCCUGAAGGAAGUCAAGAUUUGCAGAUAUAUGUGCUUCAGAUUCUUUCUAAGCUAGAUGCAAAGAAAUUGCUGGAUAUCCCUCAUGAGGAGAAUGAGAAGAGCGUUGUAUAUAAACUAUUGGAGUUGUUACUUCACACUUCGGAUGAUACCAGUCUUAAUAUUGCAACCAUGAAGUCACUUUGUCAGAUCUUAGAUGGCACUGGAAUCUUCACUCAGCAUAAAACAGAGUUGAAUAUCUGGUUCACUGAGCUACAGCACCUGGCUAAACUCAAUAAAGACCCCUCGGCUAUUUUGACUCUCUUAGAACGGGGAUUUCAGGCCCUUCUUGAAGACCCCUUCAAGUAUAUUGAUAAAAUCAGGGCUUUGGGGUCAUCUGAGAACAGUGGCAAAGAGAAAGUGGAAGAAAACAUGGAAUGUGACUUAGAUGUCAACAUCAAAGAUAUAUUGAUGAUGGCUGAUAUUGUUAUAGAUGGCAGCACUACAACAACUCCCUCUAGUGAACAAGUAAUUGAGCAGACAUAUCCAUUUAGCCCCCUAGUGGUGAUCUUAUUGGAUAUCCUAGAUGACAACUCAAAUGAUGUGGUUCUGUUGUAUGUGAACAAUGUUUUAACUGAUAUCCUGCACAGUCAGAUCAACCCAGUGUCUCUUUGUUCUCUGGUUGAUCAAUACAGUGGGCCCUUAAAGGAACAAACAAUAGUUCAAUAUGUUCAGUUCUGGCUACCAAAUGCUCAAGAAAAAAUCACUAAGAAAAAGAUGAAAAAGAGGAAAUCCACACGUCCCACCUUGGACUCUGUCAAGGCUCUCCUCCAGUCACAUUUCAUGCAGGAUGAAAAAGAGGCUGACCUUGUUGCUAGGUGGAGUGACCUUGAAGAAUCUGAGAUAGUGCCAUCUAUACAACAGUUACUGCUCUACAUCCACUGGGUUGUCAAAUUUAAACCUAGAGCAACUGGUCAACUUGAGUUUUACCUUGAAUUACUUUGCACAGCUGUACAGAACAUGUGUCCUAACAAUGGUAAUCCUAAUGAAGAUAAUGGAGAGGAACCUAUGGAAAAUGAACAAACCAGUGACACUACAAAUGACAACAAUGAUAAUGAUGAAUCUAAAGAAAACGCAUGUGACAGCAUAAAAGUGCAAGAUGCUGCUAUUUCUAAACUGAACAAUGUUCUUAGACUUAUUCUCAAGCACCCAGCCUUUCAGGAACACUUUCCUGAAAAGUUGCCAUUUACUAGCUCAAUGUGUAAAAUGCUAACUGCCAAUGCAGAGAUCAUCAAACACGUUGACAUUAGAACCGAACUGAAGCCAUUCCUUGGUAAAAUCAAAACAGGGCUUUGCCAAGGAGAAUGCACUCAGGUGUUGUUGGAGCACAUGGCUGCUUUUGUUGAUUUAAUGGAUGCAACAGAGUUAAUCGAUUUAGUUGGACAUAUGGAUGCUGAUGAGUUGGUGGUUGGUGAAGAACUGACAAGAAAUGGAGAAAUAAUUGUGGGCGGAUUGAGACGCAAUCUCACCCUUCACACAGAGAAGGUUAUCCCAAUUCAGUUGGUCUCUAAGCUAAUGCACAUCACAUGGGCUGUGAAUAAUAAUGAUUUAUGGAGUAUAGUAGAUCAGUUAAUGCAGGGGAACUCCAUGUAUGCGUUGGCUGUUACACAAUCUUUGUUCACCCUGCUUAUACCUACCAAACUGGCCCCAUCAACUCGGACGAAGCUGACACUAUUGAACACCUUAAUAAAGCAAAGCCCAGCCUUGAGAUGUGUAUUAAUAGAGGAAUUAAAACAGACAUGGAGUCAAUUGGAUUUGGUCAGGAUGACACCAGGGCUCACCUCAGCUAUGUUAUAUAUGACUGAAAAGGAGAGACUUGCCUUCUUUGACGUUGUGGCACCCAAGAAGGGGUUGGAGAUAUACUUUAAGGCCCUGAGUGAGAAUGUCUUGGGGGAAGAUGGGGGCUCUACCUUGUGUGGAAUGAUGGAGAUUUUACUUCAAUGCAAAUUGAUUGAUGACAAGAAAUGGAAGAAGUUGCUGACAAGCAUUACCAAGCAUUUACAAGCUGAAGGUUUAUUGGGAAAACCCCAGUUGGAGCUUUACAAAAGCAUUGUGGAGUAUCUUUCCCAUGAAGACUCCUUGGACUUGCAUUAUAAAACCAAAUUCCUACAGGAUUGUAUUACAUGUGUACAGAAUAUAUCUGAUGUGAAAGACCCAGUUAUGCUUCAGAAACUGAAUGAUGUCAUAACUGUCGCCUUGGAGACACUUGGUGAUGUUGAUGAUGUUACUAUAGCAAAAGCUAUUGAAGCACAAUGGCUGCCAUUUGUGAAAUAUUCUUUGAAGAAUUUCUACACCGUUCCUAAUGUUCUGGUUUUCAUUGGAAAGAUCAUCACAAAAUGCUAUACACAACCCAAAGCCAAGGGUACAAAUCAAGAAAAUGAAGAUAGCAAUGAAGAAGCUAUGGAGACAAACGAAGAUGAGAACACAAACAAUGACACAGAUAGAUCUGGAUUGGAGUCAACUCUCCCAGUAUUGACCUUAUUCCAAAUGGUCAUCAGUCAUUCUAACUUUAUGCAAGUUAUAAUGGGGAGUGUAGAUAAUGAUCAGACUGAGGAUGAAACUCUUAAGUCACCUAUAGAUGUCACUCAAAUCCAAGAUGGCGGUACAACAAGAUCUGGUAAAACAUGCAAGUCAUCUUUACUUGAUGUAUUGAUAAAUCUGGUUGGUUUGGAUGCUACAUGCUGCAAUGAGAACCACUUUAGUGUGUAUUUAGGGGCAUAUGGGGCGACAAUGUCUCUGGAGGAUUCUAAGCUGCUAUAUUUGAUGUCAUUGUAUGAGAAACAUGGAGUCAGCUCCAAUAAGUACAGGCCAUAUCUCUGGGGUGAAAAGUCCCUAGAGCAUGAAGAAGUAAAGCAAACGUUAGGUCCAUCGCUAAUGAAACAGGCCACAACAGAGCAGGUGAUUGGUCUACUGGAUGUCGAACUGCUGCGUCGGUCAACGUUGAAGUUCCCCCUCCGAAGAAAACUUGAGCCUGAGAUUGCAGCAGAGGGUCUAGACAGUGAUAUAGAAGGAUGUUAUGACCCGUGUUUCAUUUUGCCACUGUUUGCACACAUUCUGGCUCCAGAAUCCAUUAUCAGUUGCCACCAGUUCCUGGAGACAGGUUGCCUUGGUUACCUGCUGAUGUCAUUGAGCAGUCAUGACAUCACAAUGCGUAAACUUGGUUACCAUACCUUAGCACGGUUCAUGCAGCAAGUAGAUGGCUCCAAGUUUAAGGAGAGAGAUCAGGUGCUGUACAUGUUGGAGCUACUACGCAACAGUAUGGUGAAACCUAACACCAAGUUCCCCUGCAUUAUAACUCUCUUCCUGGGCAAAGCUGUGGAACUAUUGCUCAAACCAGACAGCCAUAUGUACCAGCAGGUCUACUCUUUCCUCCUCAUCAAACCAAGUAUAGAUGUCACUAACAUACCAGAAUUCUACAAGUUCUUCAACUCUUCAGCAUUGGAGUUUAAAUCUGAGAGAGCAUGGAUACUACAGCUAAUGGCAGAGGGACUGCGUGAAACAUCAGAUUAUCGCAUGUUUGAGAAACGUUACGUCUUCAAACUUCUACUAAGUUUCUAUGAUUCCAGCACUAGUGAUCCAUACACCAAGAAACAAGUUCUAUCAAUUGUGAAAGCAGGAUGUGGCAUCAAGUCAGUUGCCUUGGACCUUGUUAAGCAGCAGGCCUUGUUACAGUGGCUUGGACAGGCAGCUCAGUCAUGUCGUGAUCCAAAGGGACAUGAGAUUGUAUUAGAAAUCUUAGAUAUCUUGUGGAGAACUGUUCUAGGGGACAGAGACCAUAGCUCAGAUAUUAGCUGCCUGCCCAUGCACUUUACUACAGACAUGUAUAACACUACACUGGCCCUUCUAAAUACAUUCAGGGGAGAGAUGUCUCUACCAAGCUUUAAGCACCUACUAAAACUACUAUGUUCCAUCAGGGGACAUCUCAAUGCUACAAUGUUGCAGUACUCUAAGAGUUAUAUGCAGUGCUUCACUCUUGAGGUCACCCCUCACCAUAUUCACUCCUUACUGUCUACAUGGGCCACCAGCAACCAGGAUCAGCAACUAAAAGCAGACUUAGAUAAAAUACAGGGGGAUGUUCUCUUGGAUGUAACCGCAAGUUAUAAUAUGAAACACAGUGGUGAUGUGGAAUGUCAAGUGUUACUGGCACAACUGCUGACCUCCUGGCAACCUGGUAGUGGAAACAAACACCAAAUUGAUAAAAUGGAAAUAUAUUUGGGGUGUGUCAUGGUUAAGUGGCUUGUGGAACUCAUCCAGAGUGCAAAACCAAAGUUAGAAAAUUUAUCUGAUGUUAUAAAUUGGAUAAAAGUCAACAGUCUAUCGACGUCAAAAUUGGGCAACGCUUUGAAAUCAUGUUUCGUCGGGCAGCCACUAGAUGGCACUCCAUGCCUUGCUGCCAAAUUAUUAACUGUGUUUAGUUUAGCGGAUUCCGGAAAACAAGGUACAGAAUCAACAAUGAACAUGAGAUACAAAUUGAAAUCAAACAUUAAUGAUAUAUUUUUUGGUCUAAUGGAUCAUUUACAGAUUCAUUCCUCAGGGACACAGGUGGAUGUGAUUGAUAGACUCUCUAGUAAAGAUUAUAACGACAUAUUGAAGGAUGUGUUGCCCAAAGUUCAGGCCAAGUGUGAGCCAGGAGAUAAACAUGCGAUUGAUGUACUGAGUGUGUUCAUAGCAGAAUUAUGGAGUAAUUGCCAUGCUCCACAGCAUCUGAAGAUAAUUGUGAAAAACUAUUUUAAGUUUGUGGUAUAAAAUCAAAUGCAUGAAGAUAUUUUGAUUAUAACAAAUCUCUUAAUAAUUUAGGUUAAAGAGCCUUAAAAUACUAUAAUGAUAUGUAAACAUAUGACUUGUGACAUAUUAUUGUUG
Messenger RNA from Owenia fusiformis, 6841 nucleotides. NCBI's taxonomy places the organism in Eukaryota, Metazoa, Annelida, Polychaeta, Sabellida, Oweniidae. The record is from the annotation of a GenBank genome assembly.